AUGCCAGAGGUGGGGCUGGACCGUGCCUUCCUGCAUCGCUGCUGCGUGCAGGUGUCCUCGGCCCUCGCCGACGAGGCCGCGGUGGCGGCGGAGGUGCAGCACACCCUGCGCUUCGUCCGCGACCACGCCUGCGACUACCCGGGCGAGAUCACGCGCGCGCUCAUCUGGCGUGUGGUGGACACCGACAACGACGAGGUGCAGGACCGCUUAGGCGCGUGGUCGGUGCUCAACGCCGUGCUUGCAGAGUGCGCCGACGUCAAGCAGCCGCUCUCCACCACCGCGGUGGCGGAGAAGAUUAGCCUCUUCCUGCCGUACCUCAUCUCCUACCGCUGGUUCUCGCUCCGCGGGGCGGCGCAGGCGAGUGCGGCGCGGGCGCAGUCGACGCUUGCGCUGCUGCGCGAGUACGACAAGGUGGUGCCGGCCUCCGUGCUCACCGGCGACGACCCCCGCCUCGGCGACGCGCGGCGGGAGCGGGAGCUCCAGGCCAACUACCGCGGCUUUCUCGCCACCUGGAAGGCGGUGUGGCGCCACGACGUCUACCAGCGCUUUAAGGAGGCCGUGCGCCAGACGGAGGCCAGCGGCAACCGGCUCUCGCCAAAGGACCAGCCGUACCUCGACAUCCCCGCCACCUUCCGUGAUAGUCUGCGCCGCCUGCGCCGCCGCAACCCGCGCCCCUCCAUAGCCUUCCACGUACUCAGCUGCUACGGGUGGGUGUCGCCCGGCGAGGCCGCCGCGACGCCGCUAGAAACCGGGCCCGGGGCGAACGGCGGCAAUGAGGUCCAACUUAGCAGCAACAACGACUACGCCAAGCGGUGCCCGGCGGUGCCGGCAAGCGUCACGGAGGUUGAGCGGCUCGACCCCGCCGCCCACCCCCGCGUGCGCCAGUGGCUGCGAAAAUUAGUCGAGGCAGGCGGUGGGUGUCGGCUAUGCGAUGUUUGGCAGCACACGGAGGCCCGCUGCCCUUGUGAGCUGCCGUUUGUCAAGGUUCCGCUGCCGGAGGGGGGUUCGCACCUCCACUACCACCGGCGGCGGCGGGUGGAGCGGACUGCCUUGACGUACCUGGAGGCGGUGGAGAAGCUCUUCCGCUACGGCAUCCGGCUGCCGCUCUCGCUAGAGAAGACGCUGGACCGCAUCGUCUCACUCAUAGAGGAGGAGACGUCGUACGAGGAGCUGCUGGAGGCGUUUGACACCGUGCGAGGGGCGGUUACAGGCCCACUGGAGCGCCACGCCCUCUGGCUGCAUGCAAGCUACCGCCUGAAGCCCUCGCGGACCGUCUUUGACAAGCCGAGCGACGACGCGCUUAGUCCCGCCAUGGAGAAGGCAGAGAAGCACUUUAAGACCCACCGCCGCUUCCGCGAGUGGGAUCAGCUGCUGCAGAGCGUUGAAGUGCUCGAUAGCCAGUACCGCCGCGCCGAGCUGGCGCCUGGGCUGCGCCGGGACAUUGAGGAGGUGCGGGAGACAAAGUCCUUCUUUUUUUGCCUCAUCGAUGGGUCCCAAACCGCCGAGUACGCCCCUCAGUCCUACGCCCGUGUGCCGGAGGAGGUGUUGCAGCUGCGGCCGGUGAAGGAUGUCCUGUGCACCGUUUGCCUUGAGCCGUUUCACGUGGCGGCGCGGUGCCCAAAGGGAAGCGAGCCGUGGGACUUGUCCGUGGCCCGUCUCGUGUUGGAGGAGCACAACCUGCUUAGCAUGCGGUUUCCGGAGGAGCGGCACAAGUUCGACAGCGCGCUCCGCAGCAUCGACGAGGAUGACCGCAAGGCGAAGGAGUUCCGAAAGAAGGAGCUCAGCCUCGCUGUCAAACUCGUGCACGAGGGCCGUGUGCCGUACUGUAAGCUGUGCAACAUUUUGGGCCACAGCAUUCGCCGCUGCGAAGAGGGCGCCCGCCGCACCCUGCACCGGCACAGCAUUAAGGAGGUGGACAUGCGGCUCAACCCACACCUUGUGCAGCGAAAACUCAAGCAGCUGCGCGACGCCCACGAGGAACGGGAGGAGCGGUGGCUGGCGGAGGCGUGGGAGCUGCUGGGCAAAGGGCGGAUGUACCCUGACAGUUUCCUCACCGCCAUACGCGAGCUUGAGGACGCCAGAAUUCCGCUCGCGGCGGCGCGCUACAGCACCGACGCGGUUCAGGGUUUUCUGCUCUUUAUUAAGUCCAACGACCUGCUGCAGCACCUGCAGCCGCUGCGCGACGAGCGGUUUCCGGAGGUGUGCCUCUUCUGUGACUCCUACCACCACGGCUCCGAGCUCUGCGACCGCGCCAACGCGGAGGAGCGCGGCUUCCUCACCGAACUGCGGCGCUACGGCCUGACGCUGUGGCAGUACCUCCGCGCCCCGGAGCGCUACGACGAGCGCUUCCCCACGGACUACCCGAAGGGGCGUGAGACGGUGGUGGGGCUGGCGCGCCAGUUCGAGGAGGACUACAGCCCCGGCGGCAUCGCGCGGGUGCGGUUUCUCGAGAACAACGGCCUGGAGGGGGGCGACACGACGAGCCCGGUGGCCGGCGGCGGCGCGGCGUCGCGCGGCAGCUCGCAGCGCUCCUUCUACGGCGGCUCCUCCUACGGCAUGUCCUUCUCGCGGCUCGUCCUGCGCCCCUGCGAAAACGAGGCGGAGGCGGGGCGUCCAUGCGGCGGCGUGGCCAACGGCGCCCCUGCGGCGGGCCCUCUCGCCGGUACCCUCGGCGGCGACGCGAAGGCCGCGGCGGCGGGGGCGUUCCGCGAGACAACCGGCGGCCACGGCGGCAAACGGGGCCGCGAGGAGGACGACGACGACGACUCGGCGCUGAAGUCCGGCAGCGGCAGCGGCGCGGAGGAGCCCGGGGACGUCAACGGGGUCGGCCACGCGGCGCAGCGCUUCCGGGUGGAGGCGCCGGGGCGGGAGGCGGAGGCGUGA
Messenger RNA from Trypanosoma conorhini, 2883 nucleotides. RefSeq lists its product as uncharacterized. The transcript has a single exon. The record is from RefSeq and is a predicted model, not a curated record. NCBI's taxonomy places the organism in Eukaryota, Euglenozoa, Kinetoplastea, Trypanosomatida, Trypanosomatidae. Bases 1 to 2883 code for a protein of 960 amino acids.